UCGCAGUAAAAAAUUAAACAAAAAUAAACUCAUAUUGGGUUUGUAAAUCUCGGUUUACAGUUUUUAUUGCAUUCACAGAAACUUUGCUAACCGCCAUCAAUGCUUCCCCCUGUGAAACUAGCACAGACCAAACCAGUCUUCCACCAGUUUCCGCCAAACCCAAGAUUUUCUUUGCUACUCGAUUGCAGGUUUCAUUUGAGGUGUAUCUGUGUGGGAUUUUGAAAUGAGAGUUCAUCUGCAGCAAAAGGGCUAUGCAGCUUCCGCUUCUUUGGUCCUAUUUAUUUCACCUAUAUUGAUUCAGUGAUUUGAGGUAUCAGGAGCUGGGUACAGUGUAGUGAAGACAACCAUACAUGUGCGGCUGUGUGUCGUUUUGCAAUCUCCAGCCAAAAACUGUUAUGAUCACUCCUUUUUCCAUGGGCGUCAGAAAAGUGUGAAAAUCACUACAGGGCUUUUAUCAGGGAGAGAGAAUCGAUAUCUUGCUUUCAGGGCCAAAAAGGGUAUCUGGCAAUCUCAACAUUGUUGCCGAUUUUGGAAGCAUUGGUGCUUGUUUUCACUUGCUGAAGUGACUGAAAGCUGAGCUCUAAUGGGUUUGGUCUGGGUUUGAUUCUGCAGGAUUAGUUGAAUUGGUAUUAAGGGUCUUUUCCAAUUGGGUCUUUGGCUACUGCUAGGAGGCUAGAGGAGAAGAGUUGGCAUGUCUGCUAGUGUAUGCCGGAGAAUCUAGCACUGUGGAAGGAAACUAGUUUUGGAAAUGUGCUCUUGUCUUGUUUUUGUGGUUAUGGGAAUUAUUGAGGGCAGCAUUUGAUUAACUGAGGGUUUUGAGCAAGGUGGCCAGACAAAAUUUAGUUUGCUAACUUUGCAAUGAGUCGAGAGCAGAAGAGAGUGAAGCAGGAGAAAGGCUCGAAUGACGCCGAGAAGGUUGUGGUUGCGGUUAAGGCGUCGAAGGAGAUUCCCAAGACUGCUCUGGUUUGGGCAUUGACUCAUGUUGUUCAACCUGGAGAUUGCAUUACAUUGCUUGUGGUUGUCCCAUCUCAAAGUUCAGGUAGAAAAUGGGGUUUCCCAAGAUUCGCGGGGGACUGUGCGAGUAUAAACAAGAAGUCUCUGCCAGGAACUACCUCAGAGCUGAAGGGUGAUAUCUCAGAUUCGUGCUCUCAGAUGAUCCUUCAACUUCAUGAAGUUUAUGAUCCAAAUAAGAUAAAUGUCAAGAUAAAGAUUAUUUCUGGAUCACCUUCGGGGUCUGUGGCUGUAGAGGCCAAGAGAGCUCAGGCUAGUUGGGUUGUGUUAGACAAACACCUUAAACCUGAAGAAAAACGGUGCAUGGAGGAGCUGCAAUGUAAUAUUGUGGUUAUGAAGCGUUCCCAGCCGAAAGUUCUUCGCUUGAAUUUGAAUGGUUCACCUAAGAAGGAUGCUGAGUCAGGCUGUCAGGUAUCUUCUGAGCUUGAAGGAUCAGAAAAACAUUCCAAAAAGCAGAAUAAUUCUUUAAGUUCCUUACAUGGACCGGAUGUGACUCCAACUAGUAGUCCAGAGCUAGGGACAUCAUUUACAGCUACUGAGGCAGGAACUUCAUCAGUGUCAAGUUCAGAUCCAGGAACAUCACCUUUUUUCAUUUCUGGAAUUAAUGGAGAUAAAAAGAAAGAGGAAUCAUUGGUUGAUAAGGAUAACCAGGUCCUUGAUGACAGCAGUUCGGAUACAGAUAGUGAGUGUUUAUCUGGAUCUUCAGGAAGUAGGAGGUUUCAGCCGUGGGUAGCUGAGUUUCUAAAUUCUCAUCACCAAUCCUCACAACACACAGAAAGUUCACAUAGAACUAAUGAUAAUCCAAAAGCACCUAGUACCAAAGCUUUGCUUGAGAAAAUAUCAAAACUUGAAAGAGAUGCUGAAAUUGGAAUGUCGAAUUAUAGAAGUGACAUGGACUUCAGUGGAAAUCUGAGAGAGGCAAUAUCACUGUCUAGAAAUGCACCUCCUGGCCCUCCUCCAUUGUGCUCGAUAUGCCAACACAAGGCACCUGUGUUCGGGAAACCUCCACGAUGGUUCAGCUAUGCAGAGUUGGAGCUUGCUACUGGGGGAUUUUCACAGGCCAACUUUCUGGCUGAAGGAGGGUUUGGUUCUGUUCACAGAGGGGUGCUACCAGAUGGCCAGGCUGUUGCUGUCAAGCAACACAAAUUGGCUAGUUCUCAAGGGGAUCAAGAGUUCUGUUCGGAAGUUGAAGUCCUGAGCUGUGCUCAACACCGAAAUGUUGUCAUGUUGAUUGGCUUCUGCAUUGAGGACAAAAGAAGAUUGCUGGUUUAUGAAUACAUAUGCAAUGGAUCAUUGGAUUCUCAUUUAUAUAGACGAAAUCGUGAGCCUUUAGAAUGGUCUGCACGGCAAAAAAUUGCUGUGGGAGCUGCUCGGGGUCUGCGUUACCUUCAUGAAGAAUGCAGAGUCGGUUGCAUUGUGCACCGUGACAUGCGGCCCAACAACAUUCUCAUCACUCAUGAUUUUGAGCCACUGGUUGGGGAUUUUGGUCUUGCAAGGUGGCAACCUGAUGGAGACCUGGGUGUGGACACUAGAGUAAUUGGAACAUUCGGAUAUCUGGCACCUGAAUAUGCUCAAAGUGGUCAAAUCACAGAAAAAGCUGAUGUGUAUUCUUUUGGAGUGGUGUUGGUGGAACUUGUUACGGGGCGAAAAGCAGUGGACCUCAACCGGCCAAAAGGGCAGCAAUGUCUCACUGAAUGGGCACGCCCACUGUUAGAAGAAUACGCCAUUGAUGAACUGGUUGACCCUAGCCUGGAAAGCUUUUCAGAACAUGAGGUUUAUUGCAUGCUGCAAGCUGCCUCUCUAUGCAUAAGGCGUGAUCCUCAAACUAGGCCUCGCAUGUCACAGGUUCUGCGUAUACUAGAAGGCGACAUGGUAAUGGACUCAAAUUACAUGCCAACACCUGGGUAUGAUGUUGGAUGCCGGAGUGGUAGGAUUUGGUCGGAGCACCAGCAGAAGGAACAUUAUAGUGGACCCCUGGAUGAAGCAUUGGACGGUUAUGGAAAGCUCUCUCUCGAAAAUUCAAGGCCAGCUUUCUGGGAGAGGGAUAAGGCGAGGACUUCUUCAUGUGAAAACCAUUUGUAAAGCGCUCACCCCUUUUAGAAUUUUACAUACAAGGUAGACACUGAUUAUUUAUGCGCUCCUUUUUUGUAAUGA
Messenger RNA from Argentina anserina (silverweed cinquefoil), 3165 nucleotides. Its product is annotated as inactive protein kinase SELMODRAFT_444075. The transcript is spliced from 12 exons. Gene Ontology annotation, biological process: protein phosphorylation. The record is from RefSeq and is a predicted model, not a curated record. NCBI's taxonomy places the organism in Eukaryota, Viridiplantae, Streptophyta, Magnoliopsida, Rosales, Rosaceae. The coding region runs from base 859 to 3093 and encodes 744 amino acids. Gene Ontology annotation, molecular function: ATP binding; protein kinase activity.